Soboliphyme baturini is the source of this 324-nucleotide messenger RNA. Lineage: Eukaryota; Metazoa; Nematoda; Enoplea; Dioctophymatida; Soboliphymatidae. The record is from the annotation of a GenBank genome assembly.
AUGGAGAUGAGCCCUGCGUGCGACACGUGUCUUUGGGCGUCGGGGCUGACGCUGAGCACCGAAGGCAAAAUGACGAGGAACGACGCCGAAGAUGGACGGCGGGAAGCAGACCCUGACCAACAACGAUCCUCUUGCGUCGACCAACGGUCCCGACGACAGGAGCUGUCGUGGCAUAGGCAACGGAGUUCACGACAUGGUCCAUCGCACAACCCACCACAACCACGAAGCGGAAGCGUUCGCUACCUCAGGAGAGCACCAACCGAUCGACCGCCCGACCGACCAACCGACCGACGGACGAUGAAUGUCAACGAAGAACGACGAUAG